This is a messenger RNA of Medicago truncatula (barrel medic), 1849 nucleotides long. RefSeq names its product probable serine/threonine-protein kinase PBL19. Gene Ontology annotation, molecular function: protein kinase activity; ATP binding. Bases 314 to 1621 code for a protein of 435 amino acids. NCBI's taxonomy places the organism in Eukaryota, Viridiplantae, Streptophyta, Magnoliopsida, Fabales, Fabaceae. Gene Ontology annotation, biological process: protein phosphorylation. The transcript is spliced from 5 exons. The record is from RefSeq and is a predicted model, not a curated record.
ACACAAACACAAACAGAACCAAAAAAGGAAAAGAAAAACAAAAGACAAAGUUGACAAUUAUACACGUGAAUGAAUGAAUGUGAACAACCUUCUCAUUCUCUUGUGCUAAUCACAACCAAACCUCUAGAACAUGUCUUUGUGUUCUUCAAUAUACUUGUAAGAAUUUCAAUAUUUUCACUCUGAAAUUUCAACCCUUUUAGUUAUUUUUUCUUCUGAGGCUUAUUCAUGUGAUUUACCAUAUUCUAACUCAUUUCGUUGAUUUGUUACAGUACAUGAGAAUCAUAUUCAUAGGUGAUUGAAUUGUGUGAAUGAAAUGAAGUGUUUUUCCUAUUUCAAAUAUAAACACAAAGGUAGGGGUCAAAGAUCAGCACCUGAGCUAGAAGAGCAAGAGAAACAUCAGUUUUCAGGAUCUGAAAGAGUUACAAAGUCUUCUUGUUCAUCUACCUCUUCACCUAGGGGUAUACCAAAACUUUAUGAGGAGAAGGGCCAUAAUUUGAGGGUUUUUUCUUUCUCAGAGCUCAGCCGUGCGACGAGUGACUUCAAUAGGCUUCUUAAGAUAGGAGAAGGUGGUUUUGGAAGUGUAUUUAAAGGUUCAAUUAAGCCUGUUGGUGGAAAUGGUGAUCCUGUCUUAGUUGCCAUCAAAAGGCUUAACAAGGAUGCAUUGCAGGGUCAUAAGCAAUGGUUAACUGAAGUUCAGUUUCUUGGUGUUGUGGAGCAUCCAAACCUUGUCAAGCUUAUUGGAUAUUGUGCUGUGGAUGGUGAGAGAGGGAUUCAAAGAUUACUUGUGUAUGAAUACAUGCCGAAUCGAAGCUUAGAAGCUCAUCUGUUCAACAAAUCUUAUGAUCCUGUUCCUUGGAAAACAAGACUUGAAAUUGCACUUGGAGCAGCUCAAGGCUUAUCUUAUCUGCAUGAAGAAUUAGAAGUCCAGAUAAUAUAUCGCGAUUUUAAAUGUUCAAAUGUCUUGCUGGAUGAAAAUUUUAAGCCAAAACUUUCUGAUUUCGGACUCGCUAGGGAGGGACCGGAAGCUGGGGAUACCCAUGUUUCAACUGCUGUAAUGGGGACACAUGGUUAUGCCGCUCCAGAUUACAUUGAGACAGGCCAUCUCACCGCCAAGAGUGAUGUGUGGAGUUUUGGUGUUGUGCUAUACGAAAUGCUUACCGGUAGGCGUUCAUUGACAAGAAACCGACCAAAAACGGAACAGAAACUAUUGGAGUGGGUGAAGAACUACCCUCCUGAUAGCAAAAAGUUUGACAUGAUAAUGGAUCCAAGACUUGAAGGACAAUAUUCCAUUAACGCGGCACGAAAACUCGCCAAACUUGCGGAUCAUUGUCUGCGUAAGAGCUCGAAAGAUAGGCCGAGAAUGAGUCAGGUAGUAGAGAGAUUGAAGGAAAUAAUCCAAGCUUCUGAUAAAGAACAAGAAGAACAUCAUGACCCUAAUGAGAUUAACAGUGCUGAGGUAUCUGAAAAUGAUUCAUUUGAGCAUCAAGAAGAGUCAAAUUCAUCAGGCUCUACGGAGUUAUGGAGAAAGAGAAUGGAGCAUCUUGCAAAACUUGGUGAACAUGUGGAGGGUGCUAAUAGAAAAAUGUUUAUGAUUCAACAGAGAGCCAAUGUGUCUACAUAGUUCCAUCUGUUCUCUUCUCAGCAAUGAUGAGUGAUGGAUACUAAACACAAUGCAUAAAGUUUUUAUAUGAUUGAUGUAUAGAAUGGUGGAAACACUACAUUACUAGUGAUUUUUUUGAGUAGCCAUAUAUUUUGUUUAAUAUGAAUGGGAACUAAAUAUAGUAUAUAGCAGUUCUUAGUUGGCAUUUGUAUUGUUGAUAUGGUAAUUAAGUGAUUUUAUUUUAUGGUA